GCAUUGGGCCUGCCAGAUUCCUUUCAUGAAAUCAAGGGGACUGGUGUUGAGAUUGAAAAAGAGGACUUAAAUAGGGCAGAGGGGAAGGAUCUAUUGCCUCCACAAGAAGAUAUUCUGAUAUGUCCUUUGAUUCAAGCAAGGGGAGAUCAGGGGCAAUGCAGGAAAUGGAUCGUUCAAAGCAGUUAGUUGGAAUUCUUGAAAAGACUAGCACAAAGGCGGCAGCUGCUGAAGAAGACCAAAACGAAAAUCCAGGUGAUCUAUCUGUCUCUGAGUGUGCCAUCAAUGCUGCUUCCAAUGGUCUUUCAACUUCUUUGGCUUCAGCUGAGUUAGCUGGAAUGGGUUCCGAGCUUAGAGAUCACCAAAUAGAAGGUAUUGUUGCAGAUUCAUCUAAUUAUGUGUCUGACAGUUUUGGUAAUAGUCAGAUAGAAGUUCCAGAUGAUUCAGAGGAUAGCAGACUUGCAGAUGGGCAUAACGAACAAUAUUUUCCUGGCAGCAUUGUUCUAUCUGAGGGUGGGAGUCUUGAGGACUCGCUUAAAAUAGAUAGGCUGAGUUCACCUGCAGAGUUUGUCCCUGAUGUAGAGUUAGGCACUGGUUGUUUGGUUGACAGACUGAAAGAAGAAUUAUACCUCUCAAAUUUUAUGAAAGAUAUUUUUCAAGUCCAACUUAGUGAACAGUCAGCUUUACUAAAGGAAUUUGAUGAUCAGCGUCAUCACCUGGUCAGUGAGAUAUCUAUUCUUAAAGCUUCACUCCAUGCAGCCCUGGAGAGCAAUGGAUGCCUUGCUGAAGAGCUUGCAGAUUGCAGGUAUAAGCUUGAGGCAGUUGAUGCCAUGAAAGAGGACCUGCAAAAUGAAGUUACUGCUGCUAAGAUACAGGCAGAUGAAUUUUCUGCUACAGUUAAUGAGUUGCAGCUGAACUUAGAAAGGUCUCAAGGUGAACUAUCUAAAUUGUUGAUAGAGUUAUCUGAGGCCAAGUGUUUAGUGGCCACUUUAGAGGAGGAGAAUCAGAAAUUAAAUGGGAUUAUUGCUUCAGAAACUGAUGAAAGGAAGAAACUGGUCGAUGACAGAGAGUCUUCUCUCCAUGAGAAUCUGAAAUUGCUGACAGAGUUAGCUGUCUGCAAGACUCUGGUGGCAGAUUUACAGGUGGAGAAUGAUAAGUUACAUGGUGAUGUUUCUUCAUUGACAGAUGAAAAGAAGAAACCCGUGGAGGAUAAGGAGUCUUGUCUCCAUGAGCUUGAGGUGUUAUCUUCGGAAUUAGGUGAAUCAAAGACUUUGGUGGCAGUUCAAGGGAUGGAAAAUUCCUACUUAAAGGAAACUGUUGCUUUAAUGACAGGGGAGAAAAAGAGGCUGGAAGAGGAAAAGGAGUCUCUAACUCGUGAGAAUAGGGAAGUAUAUAAAGAAUUGGACGCCUGUAAGGUCUUGAUGGUUGCCUUACAAGCUGAUAAUGCAAACUUAAGUGGGACCCUUUCGUUAGUAACUGAAGAGAAGAAAAAGCUUGAGGAGGAGGAGGAGUAUAUUGUUCAUGAGAACAACAGACUUUCAUCUGAGCUUCUGUCCUCCAGAGCAGUUAGCUAUCCACACCUGGACCUGCUUAUUG
Molecule: messenger RNA, 1593 nt
Organism: Carica papaya (papaya)
Lineage: Eukaryota; Viridiplantae; Streptophyta; Magnoliopsida; Brassicales; Caricaceae
Source: RefSeq, a predicted model, not a curated record